Molecule: messenger RNA, 677 nt
Organism: Rhipicephalus sanguineus (brown dog tick)
Lineage: Eukaryota; Metazoa; Arthropoda; Arachnida; Ixodida; Ixodidae
Product: serine/Arginine-related protein 53-like
Exons: 5
Coding region: 177-665 (162 amino acids)
Source: RefSeq, a predicted model, not a curated record
CACUGGAAGGGACAGUAAAAAAAUGGCGCAUACUAUCGCGUUGUUUAUGAGUAGUUUUCGCCGGUAUGCGUGAGUUGUCUAUUAUAUGGCGUUUAGCGCGUGUAACAAAACAGCAAUGAUCGAAUUACACAGUGAGAAAGUGAGAGGCCGCGUGUAAAUACAUCCCGCGUUUCACAAUGCCACACCGCGACAGCGAUUCGGACACGGCUAGCUCUUCCAGGCGGAAGCGUAAAAAGAGAACGCAUGCGAGAUCUGGUUCAUCGUCCUCGGGCAAUUCGUCGGAUCGCUAUCGUCGCAAGAGGAGGAGUGGACACAGCUCGCACGACAAAUCCAGGCGGCGAAGGUCCAGAUCCAACUCUUCGUCCCGGUACUCCUCAAGCAAGGGGUCUUCGUCUAGGAGGCGUCGUUCGGGCUCCAGGCACCGACGAUCCCGCUCUUGGUCUCCAGGACCACGGAGGCGGUCCAGAACUCCGAAGCAUCGAUCGCGGAGGUCUCGCAGCAGCUCGAGCUCACGGAUCGCUCGCGGGCAAGCAGUGACUCACCGAGGAGAAGCAGGAGAACAUCGGCGUCAAAUUCCCCAAAGGAAGUGCGGAAACCAGAGAACCCCUUGCCAUCGAGGAGUGGGAAUGAAACUGACAAGCUCAAGCAAAAGAUUCAACAGGUGAUCAAAGCCGCAG